AGAAAUCCAACAAGAUGGGACGCUACGCCAAGGAACCUGAUAAUCCAGCGAAGUCGUGCAAGUCACGCGGAUCGAACCUCCGGGUGCAUUUCAAGAACACCCGCGAAACGGCGCUAGCCAUCAAGAAGAUGCCGCUGCGUCGCGCCCAGAAGUUCCUGAAGAACGUCUGCGAGAAGAAGGAGUGCGUGCCGUUCCGUCGCUUCAACGGGGGCGUCGGCCGUUGCGCCCAGGCCAAGCACUGGAACACGUCCGUCGGUCGCUGGCCGAAAAAGUCCGCCGAGUUCCUGCUGCAGCUGCUCAAGAACGCCGAGGCGAACGCCGACUACCGCGGUCUGGACGUUGACCGGCUCGUGGUGGACCACAUCCAGGUGAACCGCGCGCCGUGCCUGCGCCGCCGCACGUACCGCGCCCACGGUCGCAUCAACCCGUACAUGUCGUCGCCGUGUCACAUCGAGCUGUCGCUCACCGAGAAGGAGGACGUCGUGACCAAGACCGCGGAGAGCGAACCGGCGAAGAAGAAGCUGUCCAAGAAGAAGCUGCAGCGGCAAAAGGAGAAGAUGAUGCGCAACGAGUAAGGGGUCGUUGGGGUUUCUCUUUUUAAGGCUUAAGUUUUCUGGACUGGAAGUGUGCUGUAAAUGCGAGGAAAGAAGUUCCGAGAAUACAAAGUUGGAAGGCGUAAGAAAAGUAA
This is a messenger RNA of Culex pipiens pallens (northern house mosquito), 688 nucleotides long. It is a transcript of the gene RpL17, whose product is annotated as 60S ribosomal protein L17. Gene Ontology annotation, molecular function: structural constituent of ribosome. NCBI's taxonomy places the organism in Eukaryota, Metazoa, Arthropoda, Insecta, Diptera, Culicidae. Gene Ontology annotation, cellular component: ribosome; cytosolic large ribosomal subunit. Gene Ontology annotation, biological process: cytoplasmic translation. Bases 15 to 575 code for a protein of 186 amino acids. The record is from RefSeq and is a predicted model, not a curated record. The transcript is spliced from 2 exons.